AAAGCGCUGCAGUCAGUUUGUACGGCAAAAGGAAGGUGGAAUCCGGCCUUGACUUUUGAUGAAAUCUUCCUUCACGGAUCUCGUCAUCACGCAGCCUCGCACGCACACACGCACACACUUUGGGUUGAAGUGAAACUGAGCCGAUACAGACUGGACAAGUCGCUCCUCCUCCUUUGGCGCCUCGGCCGCCCGCGCCUAGGCCCAACGAGUUCAAAUGGCCCACGAGGCCGUCGGCGGCCGAUCGAUACUAGCCUCGAGCGGGACUGCCCACCAAUCGGCGGCGUCCUCAGGCUGGACGGUCUGUCGACAGACCGACCGGCGGACCGAUGGACCGAUCGAUCCGUCCAGCACCCAAAGGUUCGACUGGCCCCAGUCGGUCGGUCGGUCGGUUUGUCGGCUCGACGUCUCGCGAACCGAGUGCCGGGCCGACGUAAAAGUGGAGGCUGGGAGAGGCCGGUUGAUGCGACGGUGCAGGCCAGGCGGGGAGGGGGUAGAUGA
Messenger RNA from Protopolystoma xenopodis, 498 nucleotides. NCBI's taxonomy places the organism in Eukaryota, Metazoa, Platyhelminthes, Monogenea, Polystomatidea, Polystomatidae. The record is from the annotation of a GenBank genome assembly.